AUGGACGCGCUGGACCGGGUGGUAAAACCUAAAACUAAGAGAGCAAAAAGAUUUCUGGAGAAGAGGGAACCCAAACUUAAGGAAAAUACAAAAAAUGCCAUGCUCAUAAAAGGAGGAAAUGCAAACUUAACAGUGACUGAAGUGCUUAAAGACAUUUAUGCUGUGAAGAAGCCUUUUGCUGUGCUGUAUAAAAAGAAAAAUAUUACUAGGCCUUUUGAGGAUCAAACAUCAUUGGAAUUUUUUUCCAAGAAAUCAGACUGUUCUCUGUUUCUGUUUGGCUCUCACAACAAGAAGCGACCUAACAACCUGGUCAUAGGUCGCAUGUUUGACUAUCACGUCCUAGACAUGAUUGAGCUGGGUGUUGAGAAGUUUGUGUCCCUCAAGGAUGUCAAAAACAGCAAAUGCCCUGAAGGAACAAAACCAAUGUUGAUAUUUGCUGGGGAUGUGUUUGAGGUGAAUGAAGAAUACAGAAGACUGAAGAGCCUGCUAAUUGAUUUCUUCAGAGGCCCCAGCGUGCCCAGCAUCCGCCUGGCUGGCUUGGAGCACGUUCUGCAUUUCACAGCUGUAGAUGGGAAGAUUUACAUGCGGAGCUACAAGGUGCUGCUGAAGAAAUCUGGCUGUAAAAUACCAAGGAUUGAACUGGAAGAGAUGGGACCUUCAUUAGAUCUGGUUAUGAGAAGGACACAUUUAGCUUCAGAUGACCUUUAUAAGCUGUCUCUAAAACAACCAAAGGCCCUGAAGCCUAAGAAGAAAAAGAAUAUCUCCCACGACGUGUUUGGUACAACUUAUGGUCGAAUCCACAUGCAGAAGCAAGAUCUUGGCAAACUGCAGACACGGAAAAUGAAAGGGUUAAAAAAGAGGCCAGCAGAGAAGUCAGCUGAAGGUGGUGGGGUUGCUCCCAAGAAGUCAAAAUCAGGUUGAUAGGCUGGAACAGCUUUGAAAACUCUUUGUGCCUUCAAACCGAGUAUAUAUAUUAUUGUAAUAUAAAUGUGUCAGACAGUGAAGAUUCAGCUGCUGGUAGCUUCAGUUUUAUAUAAAAGUCUUUUUACUGCUUUGUCAUUUUGAAGGGAAAAUGGGGUUGUUGAGCUUUAACGUGGAAUUUAGUUAUUUAAAAUAAAAAAACAACAUGAUAGAACUUGCUAAGUUUUC
Messenger RNA from Chaetura pelagica (chimney swift), 1149 nucleotides. RefSeq names its product ribosome production factor 2 homolog (S. cerevisiae) (gene RPF2). Gene Ontology annotation, molecular function: rRNA binding. Lineage: Eukaryota; Metazoa; Chordata; Aves; Apodiformes; Apodidae. The record is from RefSeq and is a predicted model, not a curated record. Gene Ontology annotation, cellular component: nucleolus. Bases 1 to 921 code for a protein of 306 amino acids. Gene Ontology annotation, biological process: maturation of LSU-rRNA from tricistronic rRNA transcript (SSU-rRNA, 5.8S rRNA, LSU-rRNA); ribosomal large subunit assembly. The transcript has 10 exons.